This is a messenger RNA of Gossypium raimondii (Peruvian cotton), 1691 nucleotides long. RefSeq names its product altered inheritance rate of mitochondria protein 25. The transcript is spliced from 12 exons. Bases 167 to 1477 code for a protein of 436 amino acids. The record is from RefSeq and is a predicted model, not a curated record. Gene Ontology annotation, molecular function: phospholipid scramblase activity. Gene Ontology annotation, biological process: plasma membrane phospholipid scrambling. Gene Ontology annotation, cellular component: plasma membrane. NCBI's taxonomy places the organism in Eukaryota, Viridiplantae, Streptophyta, Magnoliopsida, Malvales, Malvaceae.
CGUUCCAAUAUUACCCAACUCUCCCGUUUCCAGCGGCUCCCUCCCCUUUACCUUCAAUCGCUUUUUUAUUCUCACAUGGCUCCUGCCCCGAUCCCUUCAGUUUAAGCCAAACCCUACGACGCUGGCAAUACGCUAAAGCAAUCAGGUACUGCUUUAUUUGUACUAGAUGAAUAGAAUGAAGCGGUUUCGCUGCAUGUCCAAUGUUAAUGAAACCGCUAGGGAGAUAUUCUCAUUAGGUGCACCAUUCCCUUGUCAUGUUGUGAAGAAACAUCUUUAUGGUAUUUUUGGCCCAACAAAGCCUUGCAUUCGUCAUAGUAUUGGAGCUCAAAGGUAUUUUCACCAACAACUUCCGCAACAGGAAUGUCUUGGGUAUGGUGGAAUGAGUUCCCAGGAAAGUUUGAUGUCUGGGAGAAAUUUGUUUUGGAGAUCAAACCUACCUUGCUCUUUUCGAGGAAAUCCUCUUCGGUCAAUGCAAAGUGGUUCUACAUUUUGCCAUUAUGGAGACAUUGCCAACAAUGAAACUUCUUUGAGUAGAAAGUUUCUUGCACAGCUUUGGAUUGCAGAUAGAAAAAUGCGAAAGGAUCUUGAAAAAAGAAGAAGAAAAGGUAAGCAGCUAAAUUAUGAUGAGGCACAGGAACCUUUCCAACAUCCAUCCGAAAAUAGCUUUACAGGCAGGAUAGUCACAGAAGAAGAAUCUGCUUAUCAAGCUGCACCAGUUUUAAAGCAACAACCAGUUAGUCAAUCUGUCUCAAGUUUUCUUAAGCCAACAUCACCGGAGGAGGCUCAAAUUGCACCUCUUCUUGCUAGGUCCAAUCUGCUAAUCACCAGGGAUAUUGAGUGGGCCAAUCUUGUACUAGGUUUUGAGCAGGAGAACCGAUAUGCAAUAGUGGAUGUUUGCUACCCACAGUCACCUGUUGGUUUUAUUCGUGAGCAGAGUAACGUCAUUGCUAGACAGUUGCUUCGCUUAAGGCGCCCUUUCGUUGCUUACAUUACUGAUGCAAUGGGUAAUGAGCUGUUUAGGGUUCGUAGGCCUUUUUGGUGGAUAACCAGCUCAAUUUAUGUAGAAAUUGACGGUAAGGAAAUUGGUGUGGUUCACAGACGGUGGCAUCUUUGGAGGAGGGUGUAUGAUUUGUACUUGGGGAAUAAGCAAUUUGCUGUGGUCGAAAAUCCUGGCUUAUGGAAUUGGACUUUUACUUUGAAGGACAUUGAUGGGCAAGUUUUGGCAGAAAUAGAUCGUGAUUGGAGGGGUUUUGGCUUUGAGAUAUUUACAGAUGCCGGACAGUAUGUCAUCCGCUUUGGGAAGGCUGAUCCCGUCUUGAAGACUGGUCCCGCUAGCAUGAUCCAAGAGUUGGAUGUAAGCCGUCCACUGACUCUAUCAGAGCGAGCAAUUGCUCUUGCUCUUGCUAUUUCAUUGGAUAAUGAUUACUUCUCUAGGCACGGUGGCUGGGGAAUCCCUUUUGUUGCAAUGGGGGAGUAGAUUGAUUCCUUUGUUUCUCUUUUUUCAAAGAGACCAACAGUUUGGCGUUGCAACGAUCAGACAUUUUCUGUUCCAUGGAAAUAAUGUUUAUAUGCUACUGUUGCUACUAUCAUAUACAUAUCAAUUUGGUUGGACAGAUUAAUGGAUUUUUUUGUUACAUUUAAUAAUUUGUUCCUUUUGAAAUGAAAUCUAAUGGUUGCAAAUUGUAUCACAA